This is a messenger RNA of Papaver somniferum (opium poppy), 624 nucleotides long. RefSeq names its product F-box/kelch-repeat protein At3g23880-like. The coding region runs from base 1 to 624 and encodes 207 amino acids. The record is from RefSeq and is a predicted model, not a curated record. Lineage: Eukaryota; Viridiplantae; Streptophyta; Magnoliopsida; Ranunculales; Papaveraceae. The transcript has a single exon.
AUGUUUACUGAUACGGAGUCUGAUACUUUUAAGCCUUUGAUAUACUCUAUAGAUUAUGCUUCGAUUACAUCAACACCAGAUUUAUCAUGUGAGUAUUUAGGUAAUGAAGCUGUUCUCAUGGAUACCCCAUUUAAAUACAAGAAAGGUAUGGAAAUUAGGAUUUCGGGUACUUGUAAUGGUCUUAUUUGCUUUGGUAUUUUAAUUGAGAUAAAGACUAGCAUUUGUAUUUGGAACCCAACAACUAGAGAAUUUAAGGAAAUACAAAAUUGUGAUUUUCAUAUCAACCCCAGCAAAGUUUCUAGAGCCGGGUUUGGUUACGAUAGCAAAACUGGAGAUUACAAGAUGGUAAGAAUUGCGGAUAAGAAAGAAUCUGGUUACUGUGAAUUUGAAGUAUAUAAAUUUGGAUUACAAUGGUCAAAAACUGUUCUGACUUUCCAUCAUGAGUUUCCAAUUGAUGUAGCACUUCGUGGAGUUUUUCUCAAUGGAUGUCUUCAUUGGAUAAGCAGUUAUCCAUACAACCUAGGUACCCCCAAGUAUAUAGUCUCUUUUGAUAUUAGUAAUGAGAAACUCAUGGAUGUGCUAUUGCCAGAAAAAAAGUAUAGUACAUCCACAACCAAAAGAUAA